GAUCAGGCCCAAUGGGCCUAAUCAUUGGAUGGUAAUCGAAUUAUUCUAGCGUUAGCUCCCGGCUAAAGACUUGUUCGGUCUAAUGCUUUGCCCUUUGGAGACGAUGACGACCCGAUAUGAACAGAAUCUGUUCAUUCAAUUGCUUCAUGCAAACCCAACAAUCCCUUAGUUGGGGUAUUCCUUACCUUAAAGCUCAAAUGUGUAUAUGUAUAUAUGUAUGUAUGUAUAAAUAAUCAUCAUCUUGAUUCUUUCACAGGAGAAACAUAAGAAAAACGUCUUGAUCUUCCAAAACCCGAAACAACAAGACUUGCAGAACUUACGAUGUCGUUGAGCCCUCCGAGAGAACGGACCGACGGUGCAGCGAAUGGUGCGUUGAGGGCUUUCGGGCUCUACUGGUGUUACCAAUGUAACCGUAUGGUAAGGAUUGCGUCUUCAAACUCCUCGGAGAUUGUCUGCCCUCGAUGCUUCGGACAAUUUGUCGUCGAGAUAGAGACGAGGCGGCCUCGGAGAGCAUUCAGUUAUGCCCCGCCUUUCGAUGCUUCUCCCGAGGCUCGCCUUCUCGAAGCUCGUUCCCUAAUGUUUGAUCCACCCGUCAGAGGAUUUGGUGAGGAUCCGUUCCUCAGAGCGAGAGCAAGAAACAGGAUCGGCAUGGAACCCGAAACAGCACAUCAACCACAUCAUCGACGGCGACACAGCCUCGAUAGUGGUAAUAGUAACGGUAACAGGAGAAAUUACGGCAGUAAUACCUGGGACAGGGAAACCGAGGGUUUGCCUCCACCAAGAAGAAUGUUUGUCAUUCUCCGACCGCUUGGUCCUGUCAGGACCGGUGGAAACACGAUGGAGCCACCACCAAAUCCAGUACCACAUGGCGUGAACCCUCGGGACUUCUUUCUAGGGCCGGGCUUAGAAGAGAUGAUCGAGCAGCUGACGCAGAAUGACAGGCCUGGACCGCCGCCAGUACCAGAAUCCGCUAUUGACACGAUACCAACUGUGAAAAUCACAUCCGAGCACCUAAAAAAUGACGGGACACAAUGCACGGUGUGCAUGGAGGAAUUUCAGGUUGGCGGGGAAGCAAAAGAACUGCCUUGUAAACAUAUAUACCAUAAUGAUUGUAUAGUCCCAUGGCUGAGGCUUCACAACUCUUGCCCGAUCUGCCGCCAUGAGUUGCCAGUCGAUUCCGGGGGAGAUUCUCGGGAAAGGACUGGUCCUAUCGGAGAAGAAGGGCCUGACAGAAGGCGCAUGAGGUGGAGGCAGCUGGGAAGUAUGUGGCCUUUCCGAGCAAGGUACCAGAGGGUUAGUCCAGAAGAAUCAGCACACCGCAAUUCUCGAGGUAACAGGAGCUUCUUCUGAUGAUUUCAGUCGAACAGCGGAGCCCUUUCUGUACCAUCCUUUAGCUUCACAAAAGCAACCAUUUGAAGGAGAAGCAUAAGCAGCAUAUUGAAGAUUUGCAGAUAAAUAAAAAAGCGCAUGGCAAACGUACAAUGAGCCGCCAAGCUGUAACCAAUGGAUUCUAAUUCAACCACAACCAAUGAUUUGAAAAGACAGUGUAACAACUAACAAGCUAAGGCCAUGAUAAGGAUAAUAUGAAUCAUGGGAGCAUGUAAUAAUACUUAGCAGUUCAUAUGUC
This is a messenger RNA of Tarenaya hassleriana, 1627 nucleotides long. RefSeq names its product probable E3 ubiquitin-protein ligase RHC1A. Gene Ontology annotation, molecular function: ubiquitin protein ligase activity. Gene Ontology annotation, biological process: protein ubiquitination. Gene Ontology annotation, cellular component: cytoplasm. The coding region runs from base 322 to 1350 and encodes 342 amino acids. The record is from RefSeq and is a predicted model, not a curated record. The transcript has 2 exons. Lineage: Eukaryota; Viridiplantae; Streptophyta; Magnoliopsida; Brassicales; Cleomaceae.